This is a messenger RNA of Mytilus trossulus (common blue mussel), 3657 nucleotides long. RefSeq lists its product as uncharacterized. The record is from RefSeq and is a predicted model, not a curated record. Lineage: Eukaryota; Metazoa; Mollusca; Bivalvia; Mytilida; Mytilidae. Gene Ontology annotation, molecular function: protein binding. The transcript is spliced from 5 exons. The coding region runs from base 1 to 3657 and encodes 1218 amino acids.
AUGUAUGGUCAUGUAGCUGAAGCUAAAAUGACGAAUCAAGAUUAUAAAAAAUAUAUGUUAGAAACCGAGAAAUCUCUUAUACUGAUAGCCGCUAUGUGUCAGAAAGAAACGGAAGCAAGACAGACAAUUGACGAUCUCAGAGAAAGGCCUUUAGAUGAAACGUUAUUAAUCAAGUACCAAACAGUUCUCCUGAGAGACAUCCAAGCAGAAAAGGAAAUCUCUGAAACUCAAAGGGAAAUCAAAGAGUACUUGGAAACUAAUUUUGGAAGUGUACAGGAAAGACUUGCGUCUCUCGAACUUUUACAUACAACGAAAAUGCAAGAUGUUUUAUCAGCAAUGGACGAAAUUGGCAACCAGAAAACCAAAGAUACAGGGCGAAGAACAGAAAAGUAUGACGAAAUCUCGCGUCUUACAGAUGCUGCAGUCAAAGCUCAUUUAGAAGAAGGUACAUUUGUACAAACUAUUGCAAUGCCAGCCAUUCUGAAAUGCUUAAAAGAAAAGGGUCACGUGGUAAUCACGGGACCAUCUGGUUCUGGAAAAUCGAGAAUCGCAUUAGAAACACUUCAUCAAUAUUCUAAAGAAGGCAGCCCCUAUACCAUGAUAAAUUUACCAAAUAUUUCAGAAUGGCAAGAAGUAAUCGAUAUAAAUGAUAACUGUAUUGUACUUUGUGAUGAUUUUUUUGGUAAAACGAAAAGUAUUUUUAACGAAGAUAUACAUAUAAAAAAUGUUGAUGCGAUAUACACAUGUGUGAAGAGUGAACAUGUGAAAGUUAUAUUGACAAUGCGAGACAAUAUUAAACAUAAGUGUGCUACUUUAAUUUCAAAACAUCGGCUUUUUUGUAGUGAUACUUUAAUAGAUUUGAAAUAUAAAGAUUUUCGAAUGAAUAAGGUCGAAAAACGGAAAUGUUUGUUGAAUUAUUUACAUAAACAUGGAGUUCGGGAAAUCACUGAUCAAGAUGAAGAAAACUACAGCACUGCGUCAUGUAAUCUCAAAGAUACGAUAUAUUUUCAUUCAAAUACAACAGACUGUAUUGUUGAAAACGAAUCCAACUCAAUCAUUGACUUUCCUCAGACUUGUUACAUGUUCACAUCUAACAGAAAAUUCCUAAAACAAGGCAUAUCAUUUUUCAAACAUGCAAACGAAAUUCUAUGUGAACAUAUAACUGACAUGAAAGAGAAGGGGAAUACUGAUGCAAACUUUUUAGUGGAUUUCACAGUUUUGUCGUUUAUUCUUCUCAGCAGCGAUAAAAUAAAUGUUGAACAUCUCAAUUUACAACAAAUAAAUAACGUUUCCUCAAGUAUUUUCAGGCAUCGCGAUAACUCUUUUACGAAACAUGACGUCGUAGAAAGCGUUAAUCGUCUGCAGAUUGGUAACUAUUUAAGAAAGGAAAGUAAUUUUUAUUGUUUCCAACAUCGAACUAUAUUUGAGGCGGUCUUUUUAUCAUGUCACAGUAUCAAUACUGCUAAUCUGGUCCAAAUGAUGGAUUUCGAUUUUAUCGUUGAAAUGACCAGACCUGAAGAUUAUAAUGACCUAGAUGGCGAAAUGAUUUACAAAGUAUCAGAACACAAUUAUACAUUGUUAGCACAACGACUGAUUUUUUUCCUGGAUUAUAAAUAUACUGAGCCAAAAAAAAUUUCAAAUGAGAAGAAAGCAUGUCUUUUAUGGAAUGUGAUUAAAUCGCAAAAUAUCAGAAUUGAAGACUUACAUAGUCCGGAUGGAUUCAUUCAAAACGGCUUUGUUGAAGUUUUUCGAAAUAUUUCGUCACUUGAGCUUUUAUGUCGUGUUAUAAAUGAUUCCCGAACCUUAUUACUGAAUGUUGAUGAAUUUCUUGGUUUUCUAUUUGAUAAAGAUUUCAAAUUUAAAAACUUAAACCUAUUAUUAAACAAAUUUGAUCGUAAGCUAUUUAAUAAACUAUUGUGGAUGAAUGCAGCAUGCGAAAUUGGUGAAAUAGAACUAGUCAAAUGUUUCUGCGAAUAUUUUACAUUCCGUAGUUUUGAUAUCAUGGAUAUGGUAUAUACAAUUAAAAAGGCGUGUACGAAUUGUAACACCGAACUUGUUCAUCUGUUCGUAACUCAUAUAGCUGCAAAUGAUGAACUAAUAGACCAUGUGUGGGAAGUAAUCUCUAGCCAUGGCAGUGCAGACUUUAUUAAAGCGUAUUUUAAAAUGUAUGGAUUUGGACAUUUCAAUAUGACGGUUGUUAUGAGCUGGGCGAGUCGGAGCCGUAAUAUAGACUUUAUUAACUGUGUAUUAGAGACAGUAGACCAUGGUCUACAUGAUAUGAAAUUAAUUAUGACAUUAGCAUGUGUCAAUGGAUAUUUUGAACUGGUGUCAUUUUUAUUGGAAUCCGUCAAUCACAAUUUAUUCGACUUAGAUCCUGUUUUAGAUUUUGCCUGUGAAAGAAACAAUAAAGAUUUUCUUUUAUUCAUUAUGACAACAUGUGCCAAAACACUAAUUUAUAUAGAUUCUGUUUUUGUUUGGGUAUGCAGUAAAGCUGAUGUUAGGUUUCUCAAAGUAUUGUUAGAGACAGUUAAUCAUGAUUUAUUUUGCAAAGAUACAUCUGGAAUUAACUCUGUUUUGGGUUGGGCCUGUUCAAAUGGUGAUCUUGAUGUUAUUAAGUUUCUGUUCGAAAAAGUAGGUCAGGAAUAUUUUGACAUAUCAGCGGCUAUUAAAAUUGCAAUGGACAGCAAAUGUAAAGAUAUUGUGCUUUUUCUACUUGAAAAAAGUCACCAACAAAAUAUAGAUAUGAACGCUAUGGUGGCAUUGAUACGCAGUAAUGAAGAUUUUAACAACGUUAUAAGUUUAUUCAAAAGGAAGACUGUUUUGUCGUUGACAACAGACAAUUUAAACAAAUUAACUAAAAUUGUGCUGGAAAAUAACUGUGAAGAAUUAAUCAACUUGAUUGUUAACAAUGCCAAGGCAGUGUUAUCAUAUGAAAAUAUUAAUUCAAUAUUGCAGUGGUCAUGCAAAAAAGGUGAUAUAUCAAUCACUAAAUUAACAAUUGAAAAAUUUGUUUUUGAACCGUGCAACAUAAUUUCAGGUAUGAAAGAAGUGUGUUAUAGCCAAACGGGUAAUUUAGAUAUAAUGAAGAUAUUGGUUAAGACGUGUGCGUAUUAUCCAUUGGAUUUCAAAAUGCCAAUGACGAAGGCGUGCUCUUUAGGUCGUUUUGCUUUGGUAAGAUAUUUAUUAGAUACAUUUGAUAACAAUGUAUUUGAUAUGAAAUCAGUUUUAAAUUGGGCAUGUGCUAAAGGAAAUAGAGACCAUGUAAAUCAUGUACUGGAUAAUUUUGACAAUGAGUUAUUUGAUUUUGAGUGUGCAUUGAACAAUGCCUGUACUACAGGAAACGAAGAUAUAGUUAUACUUCUCAUUGAAAAGAAACAUCCUAGUGUUUUCAAUAUGAAUUCUGCAGUGGAAAAUGCUUCUACCAAUGGAUUUUUACAAAUCGUUCAGCUUAUUUUCGAAAGAUGUGAUCGAAGUUUUUUUAAUAUGAGUUUUCUAUUUAAACGUGCUUGUCGAAAUGGUGAGCUACAAUUUGUCGAGAUACUAUUAACAAAGGACUAUUGUCGAUUGCGAAAAUAUGUCAAAAGGACGAUAAGGAAAAGUGAAAAUGACGAUAUUAUAAGCUUGCUUCGCAAUUUCUCAAUUAAAAAACCCAUAUGA